This is a messenger RNA of Zerene cesonia (dogface butterfly), 723 nucleotides long. RefSeq names its product proteasome subunit alpha type-7-1-like. Gene Ontology annotation, cellular component: proteasome core complex; proteasome core complex, alpha-subunit complex; nucleus. NCBI's taxonomy places the organism in Eukaryota, Metazoa, Arthropoda, Insecta, Lepidoptera, Pieridae. The record is from RefSeq and is a predicted model, not a curated record. Gene Ontology annotation, biological process: ubiquitin-dependent protein catabolic process. The transcript has 4 exons. Bases 1 to 723 code for a protein of 240 amino acids.
AUGGGAAGUCAUGAUAGAGCAAUCACAGUCUUCUCUCCGGAUGGCCAGCUAUUACAGGUGCAGUACGCCCAAGAAGCAGUGAGGCGAGGCUCCGCCGUGGUCGGCGUGAGAGGAUCGAACGCUAUAGUCAUAGCUGUCGAGAAAAAGAUGGUUCCAGAACUGCAGUGCGACAGGACGGAGAAGAAAAUCGUGAUGCUUGAUGACCACGUGGUUCUCGGAUUCGCGGGGGUCAGGGCGGACGCUAGAGUAUUGGUUUCGAGAGCCCAAAUAGAAUGUCAAGCCUAUCGCCUAACAGUAGAAGAUGCCGUAACCAUCGAGUACAUAUCCCGGUAUCUAGCUGGUCUGAUGCAGCAGUAUACUCAGAACAAUGGUCGGAGGCCGUUUGGGGUAUCCUGUCUCGUUGGCGGGUUCGAUGCGGACGGACCGCAUCUGUUCCAGACGGAACCAUCUGGAACAUUCUAUGAGUGGAAGGCAUGUUCCACAGGCAGAGGAGAGAAGGCGAUACGGGAGUACUUAGAGAAGAACUAUUCUUCUAAUCGAGUGGUCACAGAACAUGGGGCCAUUCAGCUCGCUGUCAGAUCUCUUAUGGAGGUCCAGUAUGGAGGGAGGGAGUUAGAGGUCGCAGUACUAAAAAAAUCAUCACCGCUCAUAAUGCUAACAAGUGAAGCGAUACAAUCCUAUAUCACAGAAGCAAAUAAAGAAAAGGAAUGUGCGAAGAAAUAA